AUGGACAGCUAUCGAAAGAUUAUCGCGGCAGGUGCCGUUUUAUCCCUCCUCCUCCUCAAGGGCGCUAACGCGCAAGCACAGCCAUACGCGCAAUGCGGUGGGUCUGGAUAUACCGGUCCGACCACCUGUGUUAGUGGAUGGACAUGCGUCUACAGCAGUGAAUGGUACUCUCAAUGCCUUCAAGGGACUGCUGCAAUCUCCAGCACAGCCGCCACCACGACGAGGACAACUACUAGUGCUGCCACAACUAGCCGAACGACUACAACGAGUUCUAAAACUACUCUUUCCACCACCAUUCGUACGACCACAACCUCCGCCUCACCAGGUGCCACCGGGUGUGUUAUAUAUGUCUCCACAAGUGGCUCUGACUCCAACAAUGGCAGUAUAAACUCUCCAUUUGCUGGCAUUCAAAAGGCCGUUGACACUGCAACCCCAGGAUGUACGAUCUACAUCCGCAGUGGCACCUAUAAACCGUUAAAGAAUAUUCAAAUCGCGAAAAGUGGAACAUCUUCUCAGCGAUAUACUAUUUCUGCCUACCCUGGUGAGAAGGUUAUCAUCGAUGGAGAUAACAUGACCGGCACACCCGCAGACUUGAACGCCAGCCUGGCCAACUCUGACCGUGGUAUCUUCCACGUCCAAAAUGCCAAUUAUUGGACCUUCAAGAAACUUGAGCUAAUCAAUGGACCAUACGGGAUGUACAACCGUGACGCCUCGUACAACGACUUCUUGGAUCUCAUAACCAGAGAUAACUAUGAGUCAGGUUUCCAACUCGAAGGAGAGGUUGCCUAUUGCAAUGUUAUCAACUUAGACAGUUACGGAAACCGUGAUCCCAGAAAGAACGGUGAAUCUGCCGACGGUCUUGCUAUCAAACAAGGUCGCGGCGCAGGAAACGUUGUCCGUGGCGCUAGGCUCUGGAACAACGUGGAUGACGGUAUGGACCUUUGGAUGUUCGAAACCCCCAUUCUCAUCGAAAACACCAUCGCCUGGGGUAAUGGUGUCAACAGAUGGGGCUUCUCCCCCUUCGAAGGGGACGGCAAUGGCUUCAAACUCGGUGGCGGAGAUCCAGACGUUCCAGCCAACCAUAUAAUCCGUAACUGCUACGCCUUCUCUAACGCCAAGCACGGCUUCACAGACAACGGCAACUACGGCACUCUCAACCUUGACCACAAUACCGCCUGGAAGAAUGGCGGCACAGGAUUUUCUUUCGCGAACUCCCCCAGCAAGUUGACCAACAACCUGGCCAGCAACAACGCCGCCACUUACACUCUCAAAUCCGGUGGCUCUCAGAGUGCAAACUCUUGGAAUAUUGGUGGCACAUGGAACGAUGCGAGGUUUAUCAGUACCACGACUGCCCUUGUUACCGGAGCUCGCGAUUCAAACAAUAUGAUUCCUGCUAGCGACUUUUUGCUCCUGAAGGAUGGAACAACCACUGGCGCUACUACGCACGUUUAG
Orbilia oligospora ATCC 24927 is the source of this 1452-nucleotide messenger RNA. RefSeq lists its product as uncharacterized. Bases 1 to 1452 code for a protein of 483 amino acids. Gene Ontology annotation, cellular component: extracellular region. Gene Ontology annotation, biological process: carbohydrate metabolic process. The record is from RefSeq and is a predicted model, not a curated record. Gene Ontology annotation, molecular function: cellulose binding. The transcript is spliced from 3 exons. NCBI's taxonomy places the organism in Eukaryota, Fungi, Ascomycota, Orbiliomycetes, Orbiliales, Orbiliaceae.